This is a messenger RNA of Octopus sinensis (East Asian common octopus), 4589 nucleotides long. RefSeq names its product ankyrin repeat and fibronectin type-III domain-containing protein 1. NCBI's taxonomy places the organism in Eukaryota, Metazoa, Mollusca, Cephalopoda, Octopoda, Octopodidae. The transcript is spliced from 22 exons. Gene Ontology annotation, biological process: establishment of mitotic spindle orientation; signal transduction; regulation of establishment of bipolar cell polarity. The record is from RefSeq and is a predicted model, not a curated record. Gene Ontology annotation, cellular component: spindle. Bases 789 to 4049 code for a protein of 1086 amino acids. Gene Ontology annotation, molecular function: protein binding.
AGAAGAUGAAGAUGUUACUUUGACCCCUGCUCGCUGUUCUGUUUAUUGUUAUGUCACUAAUUACCAUUCAACUAUGUCAGGUGGAUUUAUGUCUGUUUAUAUUUCUGGCCCCUAUUUAAUGACCCAGUUGUUAGUCUUGAUUAUGAGCAAAGGUCAGAGGUUCCCAUUCAAUGGGGCUCUCUCCAGGUCUCUUAUCCUGAUCCCUGAUUUGGAGAUGUAAACAGGAGAUUGUCAUCUCUGCUUACAACUUAUUUCUCAAAUGCAAUGUGCCGUAACUGUUAGAAACAACUUUAACAACUGAACCACCAGUCCAGUUCACUCAACCUAAGAAUUUUACAGUUGUUCCCUCUCCUGGAAUGACACACUUCACUGAAUCCCACAUCUUUACAAUGCUUCACUGGAGCCUUCUAUUUACAGUUUACAACUCAAAUAUUUGUUCACCUGAAAAACCCAUUCAGCCCUCAUUUAGGGUGUCAAAUUUUAAAUAUGUGGGGGUCUUCCUCCUAGCUCUAACCACAGUAACCCACCAAUGGAUCAACAGGUUCUGUAUUCACACCCUGUUCACCAGUUACAGCUUAUAACAUCACCUAAAACCACAACUUACCUCUUGGAAUCAUUAACUCUAUGACCUGUGGUCACUCUUAUCCAGUUGGAACAAUCUGUUCCAGUAAUAACUCUACUUUCAAACCAAAGAUGGCAUUGAGGACAGCAAAUCUAAAGAUUACUUCAGAUGAGUCUUGGACUACAAUGUUUAAUAAACAUUUAAAUCCCUUGUGGCAUCAUCAAGAAUGAGCUGGUUGCUGCCAGGUGGCGGAGAUUUGGUAGUUGGAUUGGUCUUCAAACAAAUCAACCAAUUUAAUGCACAGAAUAUGACCCCCACCGCUGAAAAUGAGAAGAGGUUCCAAAGCAGUAGUAGUAGUUUUUCCCGCUUGUCGCGCAGAUUCAGUCACAAAGAGAGGACUGAUGCCAGUAAUGGUAGCCAGCGUCAGCGUUCUGUUAGUGUUGACUUGACCGAGGGCAACCAUUCUUCUGUUGCAUCAUGGGAUUCCAGUAAUGAACCGCCAUCCUACUUGAGCCGUCCAAAUAAAAUGGCCUUGUCACUGACCACUGCCCACUAUCCUCAAGGACGCCUCAACAAUACAUUUUCAGCGACCCCGAGAAAGAAAGGUGGGGUAGCCCCUGAGAACAACAACAGCACCAGUAGCAGUACCAGCAACAACAACAACAACAACAACAGUGUGAUUAGCAGUGUUGGUAGCAGUAGUAGUGGUAACAGCAGCAGCAUCAGCAGCAGCAGCAUGACUGUGGUGAAACGUGGCAAAGGAGAGAAGAAAUCACCUCAUGACAUCACAGCUCUCUUUGAAGCAGUGGAGCAUCAAGAAUUUGAUCAAGUGAAACAUAUCUUGAAGACUAACAGUUUUGACUUAAACCGAUUAAAUAAUGAACACCUGACUGCCCUGGAUAUAGCUGUGAUGACCAACAAUAUUCCCAUGGCAAAGCUGUUACUUAGCUAUGGUGCCAAGGAGAACCCUUUAUUUGAAAAGGGAGAGUGCCGUGCUAGAACCCUGGACCAACUUGUAUCAGAAGCUGAGAAGAACAUGGUUGACCUCAUAGCUGCUGUUUUGAAUGGAUCUUCAGCCGGCAGCAAUGUUUCAUCACUACACCAGAAGGAGACUGAAAAACAGUUAACUCACUGGGAAUUCCGUCAUAAAUUAUUGAAACGAAUGAAAAGUGGUUACGACUUAGCUCGACCCCCUGAUGCGCCAACCAAUGCAUCAGUAAGUGUGGCCAGCAGUUCUUCUCUCCUGGUUAACUUUUCAGAACCACUCAACCAUAACGGAGCAGUUGUUACCAGCUACAAAGUUGAAUGGAGUAAAUCCAGUGAUUUUGUCAUCCUUGAAGGUGAGGCCAUUGUCCGAAGUCUCGAUAAUCUACAAUAUGAGAUUAUUGGUUUAGACAAAAACAGUUAUUAUUUUGUACAAGUGUCAGCAUUUAACAUGAAAGGAUAUGGACCGGCUACUUUAGCCACACCUUCCUCCGUCCAGCCAUCUAGUUGGCAUGAUGUUGACAACAUAGUCCCUCGCUCUCAAUGGAAAGUAAACACUCUUGAAGACUUAUUCUCUCAAGUUAGGCAGUCAAGACCCACAGAUGCACCUGCUAUCAAAGAGCCAUCGGGAGACUCACCAGUCCAGAGGAAAAGAAAAAGUUUAAAGAAUCUUUUCUCAUUAUCACCAAAAUUUCAGAAAUCCCUUCAAAGAGGGAUCUACCUAUCCUGCCUCUUGUAUCACAAAGACAAAAUCCUUGUCACUCCAGAAGAUCAGUUGCCAGUUGUGGAAGUUGAUGAGAAUUAUUCAAGCACCUCAAUACACACAGAUUUUUAUUGGCUUAUGAAGAUUGCCUGUACCUGGACAGAUGUGAAAUCACUGCGACAUGACAUGUACAAAAGUACAAGUGCCGGUUCCACACACUUCCGAGGUAAACUUCUCCAAGCAGCAGCUUUACUACAGAGUGCUUUAGGCAUCAGUGAUCUUGGACAGUUCUACCACCAGCCAUUAAAAGACAACAAUGGCAGCACCGUAUUAGUAUGUAUCAAGGAAAUCAAAGACACCAAAUUCCUGGCUCUUGGUUCUGGUAAAUGGGUGUCCUUGGCCAAACUUCACCGGAGAAUGACUGUUAUAGACCAAGACAGCAGUGAAGCGCAUGAACUACUCUUGAACUCUGCUGCGGAUAUGAUUCUUUACAACGACGUUAGUACAGUGCCAACACAACGAGGUUUAUACCUUGGCUACUUGAAGUUGGUCAGUUCCAUGGAGCUCAUCAAAGUUUUCACCCCAAACAAUGCGCCAAAUAUUUUACCACAUGUCAAAAUCAGGGACUGUCCAAAUGUAUCAAGAGAAGAAUGGUUGUGGUUACAGCAUUUUCGGAAAGGAGUUGAUGCCCUUCCAACUGCAUCUACCAUUCAGAAAGAUUUCCAUCGGAGUUUAAACAAAGCAAUCCAACAACUAUUAGAUCUGAUGGGAAUGGCUGACCAAGCAGAUAAUCAUAGGCUGUAUGAUCUUGAAGUGGUUGAGUUGAGUAAAGAUGUAGCAUUCUUGGUGUUACUUCCACCAACCGAAGAUGUUUGUAUAGUGCCAGGAAAGGAUAUUGAACCAUUCACCCAGUACACAGAACUGCUGACUUUGCCUGUUCAAGUCUUUGAAAUGAAUCACAUGACAACCUACCAACCAGAUUUAUUGUCUUUGUACUCUCGUCUAUCCUCUAUUUUGGAGUGUGACCUAGGACUUGCACAACAAGCACAGAGAGAGGCAUUUUCCUCUCCAGAAUUAGUUGCUGCCAAGGAACGGGUGGAUCUUUUGACCAAUCUUCAACUGGAAGCAGAGAAAAUAUGGAAAACUAACCGCUGGAUUAUGGAUAUAAUAACAUUUUCUCGAGACAAGACAAAGCGAGAUGGUGGAAUAGCAGUAAAAGCUCUUUUGUCACAGACUUAUGGACCUCAGGUUCUUGCAAUUGGAGAUAUUGGAAGAUUAACGAAUUCCAGUCACAGUUCUUUAAUGAGCAGCGACUCUUUAUUCUGUGAUUCCAAUUUGAUCAGUGUCGGCAAAGACAACAGGAAAAUUGCCAAGUUUUAUGAUCCAACACAAGAAAACAACAGCAACAACAAUCAAGAGAAUAGUAUGUUAAAGCAAACAUCAUCGUCCAAAACGGAUGUGAUUCGUGUUUAUGCAGCAUAUGAAACAGGGCUCGCAAAAGGUACGAGUGUCCGCUUAUGUGUAACGCACAAUACAACAGCAGAAGAAGUCGUUAGUUUGGUGGUGCAGGAAUUAAACAAGGAAGUAAUUAAAAAACAUUUAGAUGGUCCUGUUUAUGACGAACUGCACUUGAACAAUUUCUGCCUUGUGGUUUGUAGCACCGAAAACAAGGAGAAGCUGAUACCUGGUGACUGUAAGCUGAUGACUUUACAGAGUCCAUGGUGUAAAGGUAGAUAUUAUGUGAAGAUGAAAUCAGAGCAGGUUGUUGCCAUGGAAACAUCACAGGCUACCACUGUAUAAAUGGUAGACAGGAAUAUUCCAAAAGUCAACCCUGUUCAGGACUGAACUUGCAUUUGAAAGAGGAAAAACUCCAAACCUGUUGAUUCAUUGAAAUAUUUCCUCUUCUUUCAUUACACAACUUCCAAAAUUUAAUUUAUUUUCAAUAAUAUACCUCCAAAAGAUCUGUUGUCACUCAUAUAUGUGAAUACAUGCAUAUAUAUAUAUAUAUAUAUAUAUAUAAUAUAUAUAUAUAUAUAUAUAUAUAUAUAUAUAUAUAUAUACACACAUACACACAGACAUAUAAAAUGAAGAGCAAAAAAAAAAACAAAUCGAAGAGAAAUGAGCAUCCCAGGGUAGAAUUGAACCUACGUCCAUUUUUUAAUUCCGGCCGAAAAUUUUCUGACAUUUUAUCAAUACCUUAAAUACAUUAAUACAGGUUCACAUAUAUACAUUUGUGUGUGUAUAAGUGUGGCUACACAUAAACACACACACGUUUAUGAAAAGUGCUCCCGCAUGGCCUUAGCUGUGAUAGCUACAAUAAAACAAAAUAUAAUUUAUUUA